GCCCUCUCCAGAUCCAGCGUCGAGAGGUCGCCGCCGUCUGCCCUAGUACCGGCCGCCGACGCCUCAGUCCCGGCCGCCCCUGCCGCGCGUGGCCGGCCGCCGCCGUCCCCCCCGAUUCACCAACACCAACACCAGCACCCACAGCUUUUGGCUUGAAGGGAGUCAGGUGCGGAUUUCAUUAAUCUCGUCCGCAGACCAGAUGUGCCCUCAGUUGUCUCCAGAUGAGAAGCUUGCUUCUGAAGAAAGCCUCAAGUUGUACUGCAGACCAAUUGAGUGGUACAAUAUUAUUCAACAUCGAGCUGCUAAAAAUCCCACUUUCCUGCAAAGAUGCCUUGAUUACAUGAUAGAAGCAAGACGAAAAAAGAGGAUUCAAUUAACUGUAUCACUCUCUCGAGGUACAAAUACUGCAUGUCGAGAACAGAAUAUCUUCCCUCUUUAUGUUCUGUUAGCUACACCUACUAGUAACAUUUCACUUGAAGAGCACCCUUCCAUAUAUCGAUUCAGUCGGGCCUAUUUUCUUACAUCUUUUGGUGGAUUUGGUAGUAAAGAUCACACCAAAGCUACAUUUGUAAUUCCAGACAUCGAGAAUUUAGCAUCCUCCAGAGCUUCCAACCUUAACAUUAUCAUUAUCAGCCGUGGACAAGUUGGAGAAGAUAUUGGUGAAAACAACUGCACCGGGGGCCAUUUGGAACAAUCUGCUCUCCAAAAACUUGAAGGGAAAUGUUUCUGGGGUAAUAUAUCAAUUAAUUUACUUCGUUUGUCAUUGGAGAAUCAUGCGUCAACUUUAAAUUUGGGACAUACCAUGAAGUUAACUUCUACGGUUGAAAUGAGACCAAGUUUCUUAGAGAAAAAAUUUCUUGAGCAAGACAAUUGCUUGACAUUUUGCUCUCACAAGGUUGAUGCUACGUGUGGCAAUGGGUUAUGUCUCCGCAGCUGUUUGACUGCAAGCCAUGCUGUGAGCACUGUCGCACGCUGUCGCUGCCAGCACUGUCGCCACUGCAUGCAAGCAAGACAACUGGGCAGAUUAAGAGCUGGAAAUGUGCAUUUCAACUACAAGUAUUACAAAAAUACUAUGCAAAAGACUGAAGUCACUGAAGAUUUUGCUUGCCCCUUUUGCUUCGUAAAGUGUGGAAGCUACAAGGGCCUGGGGUGUCACCUGAACUCAUCACAUGACCUAUUCCACUUUGAGUUUUGGAUAUCUGAAGAACGCCAGGCUGUUGAUGUUAGUCUGAAGGCUGAUGCAUGGAGAAUAGAGCUUGGGCCUGAGGGAGUUGAUCCAAUACAUCAAACAUUUUCCUACUGCUCAAGGUUUAAGACUAGAAGGUCGGUAACCACAUCUGUGAAAAUAAGCCUUGACGAUGAUAUUUCUGUGGAACGUGCUUCUGUUGAUCCUUCUCAAGCAUCACCGACAGUAUGAGGGAAUACAAGGAAGUUAUCUGUAGAGCGAGUUGAUCUCAGAAAGUAGCCACCCUUCUGUUUACGUUGCUGAUACACCAUCAGGGUUACUCGCCUACCGCUUUAGCCAUAUAAAAUUGACAAGACGAGGAUGAUUUUGAUCCGAUUACAACAGAAAUUGUUAAACCAAAUGUUUUUAUGUGUAUACUGUCCGGCAGCUAGCAACUCCUGCAGAAACGUCAGUCCCUGCACUCUCACAGGGCACAGAUUUGGCGCCCUACAAAUUUGGCUCAUGUCUUAUUUGCUUUCACUAGGAGAGUGAUUAUGUCUAUUGGACUUUCCAGCAUUGUGCUCAUCGUAUUCUGGUGAUGCCAAAUCAGUCUGAUGACAUGUUAGCAGUGGAGUCGAGCAGGCCAUACAAGUUCUAAACAGUGACUGUGCCUUGGUAUUUGGAAGGUUCAUAAGCUGCUCACUCUUUGACAGCUUGGACACUGGAGGAUCACUAAGAAGAAAACCACCUUAGUGAUAAAAAUGGUGUUGUCACUUCAGGAUAGCGUCUUUCAGUUCCUUCUCUCUCGGGUCAUACUCCCUGAAUCAGUCAACAAGAUCAUGGAUUUCUUCAUCCGAUUCAUCACAACUAACAAAAUAUGAUGAAUUCGAACCUUUACAGUCAAAACUGGAGAGGAUAGCUCUUAACCAUACUAAUGUCUCUCUCCCUGUGUAUUACCAUGACAUUAUUCUUCAUAAUACUUCCUAGUUGUUGCACAUUUGGUUAUGUUUCAUCUUUAUUUAUUUAUUUUUGAUUCCCAUGCAAACAAUUCCCUAUUGAUAAUUAUUUCAAUUUCAGUUUUUGGCUAAACGACAACUUGGACACUGGAGAAUCCACUAAGAGAAAAACUACCUCGGUGAUAAAAAUGCCGUCGCCACUCCAGGAGCGAGGAAGUGGCUUCAACACAAGAUCUUAGAUAUACACACUAAUUGGGGGCACCAUAGGAGCUCCCACAUUAAUCCUAGGCAACCAGGCCCCGUCGUCGGCUGGCCGGACAUGUCUGCUGAGUUCUCCACAUCAGAGAAAGGGGAAAGAUAAAACACGCCAAGGAACAGGUAUGCUGGUCGGUUAUUUGUCUAAGAUUGAUGGGUUACCUAUAUUGAUUGCAGAUUUUUGGGUGUUUCUCAUCUGACAGAAAUAUUGUGUGUAAUUCGGGUGUAGAUACCUUCGAUAAUGCCACAUCUUUCUCAUAACUAUUAGUCCAGGUUGUACCACUCGGUGGAAGGUGAUGCAAGUUCAGCUGCAUAUGAACUAAUUGGUGCAUCAUAUAUGACACACACUCCUGCAGAAUAGCAUAUCAAUCCUACAGUGCAUACACACAAGACACAUUAUCACAUAUAUCUCUUCCUUUGUCCUGUAUCCUCACCCUCUGUAGUUCCUCCACUAUAUGAUCGUUGCUCUUUCAGGUCAAGCCCUUCUCGUGAAAUCCUCAGGUAUAUUUCCAUAUUAUUGCAAAUAAGGUAAACACAAGAAGCUAGAAAUAUUCAUUCUAAAAAAAUGCUAUCCAUCAUCUGGCUGUUUAUUUAAUCUGUUAACCCUGUGUGGCUGUAAUUUCUCUAUCUUUUUCCGCUCCAUUGUUAUAAACGUUUAGUCUACAAAAUGCUACAUUUGUUCAGUCUGCCACUUAAAGUGUUAAUGGGAAGUAACCAAGGUUUGUGCAAUGCAAAUCAGUAGCAUAAAGAAAGUUUCGAGAUUUGGUCCAAGCAAGGUAUAUUGUGAUGCAAGAGUGCUUGAUGUAUAUUAUUAUAUGCUUUGUUGCUUUCAAAUCAGGUUUAUUUACUUUGUGACAUACUAACUGGGAGAUGUUAAUGUUUUCGAUUAUUUAUUCGUAGUCAGUUAUACAACUCAUAGAUCAUAGCUCAGGGCUAAAAUUAAUAUGUUAAUAUUCUUGUGCUCAGUGAGAACCAGAAUAAAAGGAUGAAAAUCUAGGAACACACCUUUCAAAUUACCGAAAAAGGCUUUCACCCCGCUUUUAUAUAUAAAGCAAUGAUCAACAGCACCCGGUACAAACGCAGAACCCCACAACAGACGCAAACACACACCCGAGGCAGGAUACAUAGGCACUGAGCGCAGCAACACCAUCCCUAGCACUACACGAAGAGGUGAAACUGCAUAUGGCGAACCGUGGGCUCCAAGGCGGCGCCUUCAGGAAGGGGACGACACGGAGCACCGCCACCUCCCGAUUCGAGGAUCAGAGUUUCCCCUGGAGCAACACGACGGGCAAUGAGAGCCGUGACGAUGCCUUCAAGAAGGGAACGAGCUUCGCUGCCGCCGGUCCAUCUGAAGAUAGAGCAAGUUUUCACCCCGGCCACCAUU
Molecule: messenger RNA, 3760 nt
Organism: Triticum dicoccoides
Lineage: Eukaryota; Viridiplantae; Streptophyta; Magnoliopsida; Poales; Poaceae
Product: polycomb group protein EMF2B-like
Exons: 21
Coding region: 200-1417 (405 amino acids)
Cellular component (GO): nucleus
Molecular function (GO): chromatin DNA binding
Source: RefSeq, a predicted model, not a curated record